AUGGAGAUGCAAACGGAGAAGAUGGGUUUCUCUGGUAAGGAAGGCGUGGAGGAGGAGGGAGGAGUGGAGCUCAACCUCUGCCUGUCUAUCGGUGGCGGUACCUCGCGUAUGGCCCCGAAAGCGGAGGAGGGGGAAACUAAAGGAUCUGCCGGUUUGCCCCCCUCCUCCCCGCUGCCACAGUUGACGCUGUACCGCCGUGGGGACGCCGUCGAUCGGCGAAGGCGGCGCGAGAUGCAGUUGCUACGGCGGCCGGAAGCGCACGAACAGAAUAUGGGGAUCCAGCGAAGGAGGAGGAACGGUGCGACCCCCUCCCCCUCGCCGGCGGCGGGGUUCUGCAGUCUCUCGCCGUCGCUAGACGACCUGUUGGCGCCGGAGAGUAAGGAGGAUGAUAGAUCAAGGGUCAGUAGUCGGGAGGACGGAGUGGAGGAUGCCGGCUCUUCCAACCAGAAGACUAGGGAGGACCCCGAGAGAGGCUUGGAUUCCGAGGUUAAACCUGAGCUUCUCCCCAAUGCCAAUGGUAGCCCUAACGCGGACGUCGACUACGGACCUACCUUCUGCCCUAAUUCUCUCAACCCUAACCUUCCGGUAUUAGCCCCUCGUCCCUACCCAGUGAUGGCCAUGCAGUCCCCGUUCCUGCAACUGCAGUGCCUGCAGGUUGCCAAUGGUUUUGGAAUCCCCUACUUGAUGCCCUGGUGGGCUCCUGCCAUGCCGCCGGCCGCUGCAUUUCCUGCGGUGAAUGAGGUCCGGCCGAUGGCUUCAUCCCUCGCCGGCAAGGCGGUCGGAACAGGCGGGUGGAUGCCCCACGGGAGCAGCAGCUGCUCCGCCAUGUCGGACAAUGUGAGCCAUUCAUUCCGGGGUACGCGCUCCUCGCUCUGA
This is a messenger RNA of Spirodela intermedia, 876 nucleotides long. The record is from the annotation of a GenBank genome assembly. NCBI's taxonomy places the organism in Eukaryota, Viridiplantae, Streptophyta, Magnoliopsida, Alismatales, Araceae.